Messenger RNA from Rhopalosiphum maidis (corn leaf aphid), 4496 nucleotides. Its product is annotated as inactive histone-lysine N-methyltransferase 2E-like. The transcript is spliced from 5 exons. The record is from RefSeq and is a predicted model, not a curated record. Bases 462 to 1880 code for a protein of 472 amino acids. Lineage: Eukaryota; Metazoa; Arthropoda; Insecta; Hemiptera; Aphididae.
UCCGCAACGCGUCGUCACACGUAUCGCGCCGGCCGGUCGACCACGACCGUGCAACCACACAGUCCGUCAACGCGUAUGCCGCCGCCGUGUACUCCCGCGAGUGUUAGCCGUCCGGUGUCCGACCACAAUAAUAAUAUCAUCAUCAUAACAAUAAAUGAUAAUCAAUCGUGAUAUACGUUACAUCGGUCGUCAGUGAAUUUUUCCGUUUUCUUUAUCCGUCGGAUUUUUAUUUCGUUUUUCCUUCACCGUUUCCAGCCGUCCCGAGACACCGUUCACAAACGCUCGGCCUUUGACCAUCACAGUUAGACGCGUCCGGGGAUACCCCGCUGGUAUGAAUAAUUAUUGACGACGACGACGGGAUAGCAGCGACGCGAGACACGACACAACUCUAGUCAACAGACAUGCGAAUGACGACGUACGGCAACGGCGACGGUCGACCAGCGGCGACAUGUUGAUGCACCAUGUCAAGGCAUGGACGCUCUAAACAAUACGGUCCGGAACCGCCGCCGGCGGCCGUCUACACCAAGCCGCCGCCGCCGGUGCACGGCAACAACACGUACAACGGCCGCGCACAUCACCAUUACCAGCAGCAGUCACAACAGCAACAGCACCAGCAACUGCUGUUGCAACAGCAAUUUUACGGCACGCAGCAACAGUCAAACGCAGUGGUCGGAUCUAGGCCCCCGUCGAGCAGUCAUCACCAUCACUCGUUGCCCAGAAAUGCCUGGAGCGCAGACAGACAUUCUCCGGCAGCCGGCGGAUCUUCGUCGAACAGCUCGAACGACCGGGCGUACGCCACCCGCCGGACAAAGCACCAUCGGGUGUACAACAGCCAUCGGCAGACGUCUCGUGGCCACCACAAGAGUGGUGGCGGCGGCGGCGGCGGGGGGGCCACCACGGACCCGGACGCCUUGUCGUCGGUGACCACGGCCGGCAUCAAGUACAACCCGCUGCAGCAACCUCCCCCCCAACAGUUGAACCACCAAUCACUGCACCAACUGCACCACCAGCAGCAACUGCAGCACCACCACCGGCCGCAGAUGGCACCUGCUUGGCCACCGACUGAACCGCCGCCGUCGGCCGUUCACCAUCACCAGCAGCAACAGCAGCAGCCGGCCACUGCCGCGCAAUACUUGCCGCAGCCGCCACCGCCACAGUUACCUCCACAGAACACCGCGGCCGCGGUUUUGAGGCACCACCACCAGCCACCGGCGGCAGUGCCACUGUUGCUGCCCUCGUGCGACGUGGCCGUCGACGCCUGCGGCGGCCACUGUCCGAGGUUCGAAAACUUUUGCCAUUUCUGCUUGUUGGUGUUUUAUUUCGCGGGCAUCACGGUGGGCUUCCUGUUGAUCAUGGCGGCCGUCGUGUCCACCCGGGAUCCGCGGUUCCUCUACAUCGGCGGCCUGGUGCUGCCGGUCAGCGCGUUCCUGAUGGCCGUCCAGUGCCGGGUGCGGCAGGACGCCGACCGCCGGAAGCGGAACAGGCAGCUGAACGGCCGGCACCACCACAGGUCGAACGCGGGCGCCCUGAUGGUGAUCAACAACAACAACAGCGGCGGCGGCAACCAACACAACGGCGGCGGCGGCGGCGUCGUCGUCGGUCAACAGUCGGGCCCGGCCGCCGGCGCCGAGACCAUACCGCUGCAGAACAUCGCGAUGGCGCCCGCCGGCGGUGCCGAUAACGGCGGCACGCUUCGCCGGCAGUUUCAGGGCAACGUCUACCAGUACGUGGGCCAGAGGGACGGCGACAGCGAGGCCAACUAUAACGCGGCCAACGGCCAUCACUACGAUACGACGUCCGAAAUACAGCAAAUCGAAGGAGUGCCGUGGUGGAGACGAGAAGACAACAGACCGUAUCACAACCGCGCCCCUUAUCCGUAACCAACCGACACUGCACACACCACAGAUAUGUAUAAUAAACUAGAUUGCUAACUGCUGCAUCCUAUCAAUGUGUUUAGUUGAAGCAGACAGCAGCCAUUUAAUUCGAGGCCUAUGGGCUUUAUCACGGCCUUAGAUUUGUUUGAUAAGGAAGCCGAUAAAAAAAAUAAAUAAUUAAAUUAUAAAACAAAUUUUUAUUGCACGUUAUUUUUCUUAUUUAAACAAAUUUUGUAUCUAAAUAUCAAUAACAAUUUUUAACAUAGUUUAUUCAGAUAGGUUAACAAUUUUUACAUGUUAUAAAAUAAAAUGGUUUUACUGAGUUUCUGUCGUUUACUAGCAGUUUUCAUAAUCGAGGAUGUUAUUAUUUUACUGUAAGAAUAUAAUCUCACGUUAAGAUAGGUUCUGGUUACUUUGUUUAUAAUAUCGAUUUUGUGAGGUCUUGCCAAUAAAUCUGUUGAAUUCCAGCAAGCAUCACAUUUUGGAAAUAGCGUGGUGUCUGUCGCCAGUGAGUUUUGGACAUUUAUCAUAAUUUUUAAAUCCAUAUUUUUAAUAAACAUUUGUUUUUUAUCCACCAUAAUGGUUUUAAAUAAUGUUUCUGUCAAUUUAACAAUUUUGUAUACCCCAUAAGAAGCAUACUUCAAACCGCCUCUGUUUUUCAUAAUUGUAAAAUAUUUUGGUGUGGUAUUAUUUUGAUAAACGUGAUCAUUUUCAAUGUAUGGAUCUGUAAUAGCUUCAAUACAACCAUCACAUUUCAAAGUUGGGAUUAGUUUUUUAACAAUAUAUCCACUUAUGUAAUAUAAUAUAUUUUCAAUAGUGAUGCUAUUAAAAUCUAAUUUAUUGUACUGUUCUGCUAACAAUGAAAUAUCAAAUUCAUUUUCUAAAUUUUGUUCUGGUGCUUUAUAUUUCCAUUUGAUUGAAAAAAGAGAAUCUUCAUGAGGUGACAUCAGUGUACAGUUUCCUGAGCUAAGUCUUAUUGAAGUGUGCAAUAAAGUACUUUUUAGAGCAUGUUUGAAUUGCAAACAGGUAGGAUUAUUAUUAUGACCCAAUCGACCUCUCAUAAAUCCAAAAAAAAUUUCUAUUGCAUCUUGGCUUAAUUUGUAUGUCAGAAUAAAUUUAAAAUGUUGAUUUAUUAACAAAUCCUUUGCUAUAGCUAUAGUAGAUUUUAUGGAUGCAGCAAAACCUAAUAUGAAUGUUUUUCUUUUACUUUUCCACAGAUCUUGCCCAGUAGCUGUCUUCAGUGAAUACAAAUAGUCAAUAUUAUUUUUCAUUUUUGUUUCUAAGUAUUGAAUAUUUUGUUUAUUAAUUGGUUGUUUAAAGCCUUUUGCAUAUGGGUUUCUGGAAUUCAAGAAAUCAAAAAUCUCAUCUACAACCCUGAUGAAUCUUAUUGUUGCAUCACAAUUUUCAAAAUCUUUUGAGGUCUUGGAUAGAAAUUGUAGAGAGUCUGCGACGGAACUGCUAAGUGUUUGAACUGCUAACUUUACCUUCAUACUAUUGCUUUUCCAAUUUAUAUGUGAAGAGUUUAUCUUGUUUGCCAAUUUAAAGCCCAUGUCGUUUUGCAGUUCAAAUAAUUUAUGAAUAUAUCUCCAUUCAAUAAGACUGUUGUUUGAAUCUUUAAAUACUCCUAGUGUUCCCAAAGCAUUCCUAGCUAAUUUAACAUUAUGGCAUGCAUCAGGUGUGAAAUAAACAUUAGCUUUAGUUGAAGUUAUCGAAAAAUCAGACUUGAUAAAAUCAAAAGGUUGGUCUAGAUCACAUCCUAGAGUUUUAAAAGUUGAAGAAUUAGCAUAUGCUCCAUCACAGGUGACUGCCACAACAUUAAUCCCAAAUUUAUCACAUUGGGUAAUAGCAAUCCUAAUUAAUUGAGCUUGUACAUUUGAUUUAAUUUUAUCUACAAACCAAUACCCAAUUGGCCAUUUCCAUUUUUGUUUUAAGCUAGACAACAUAAAAACUAAAACCUCCGUUGACUCUUUUUCACAGUCUUCAACUGUCAAACUAUUACCAUAGUCACAAUAACCAACAAACCUUAAAAAAUUUUAAUUUAUAAAUUUAUAUCUAGUUAUAAUAUAUUCAACUAUGAAUAAUAUUUUCUAAUAAUACAUACAUAUGACUAACUUUAUCCCACUGAACUGAUUUUUUAAUACUCAUGGAGUCUAAUAUCAAACAACAAAAUUUGUCUUCUUUGGGAAAUUUACCUAUUUCUAAUAGGACAUCUUGUAAAAUACCAGUUUCAGCAUUUAUAUUUGAUACCCAAUUUCGUAUAGCACUUGGAUUAGGCAAAGAAAUUGAAGUCCUUUAAAUUACAAUUUAUUUUUCAAAAUUACAAUUUCUGUAACUCAAAUAUAUAAUUGUUUCAGUUAUUGAGGAUAUAUACCUACCUAACAUAGUUAUAUGCUUUUGGAGAAUAAAAAUAAAGUGUAGUUGCAAACUUUUUUACUUCUUCGCUGUAUCGCCUUGCAGUAGGAGCCACAUUACCAUUAUUUAUAAUAUCUUUUAAAAAAACCUCAGUAAAAUUUUUUUCAAUUAUAUUAGUAGUUUCUCUAUCAGUACAGGAUCCAAUAGUAGACAUCAAUUGCUGAUAAGAAUAAUUUUUAUUAAUAAAAAUUACAAUAUAGUUUAUUAAUA